AUGAUUGAUACCGUCAUAUCGGCCGAAAUUCCAGAUCAAACCAUCGACCCAGGAUUAUUCGAAGUUGUCACGAAAAAUAUGAUUCACGGUCCCUGUGGUGAUAUUAAUCGAAAUUCACUUUGUAUGAUUGAUGGUAAAUGUUCGAAACGUUUUCCAAAGCAAUUGAUUGCUGAAACAAUUACAGGAGAUGAUGGAUAUCCACAGUAUCGUCAACGAUCAACUGACGACAACGGUAAAUCAACUUAUGUGAAUAAGGGCAGCGAUAUGGCUGUUUUUGGAGUGGCUCCUGAGAAUAAUCAUGACGAAAUUUUGCAGUACCAAAUGGGGCGCUUUAUUAGUACGAAUGAAGCUGUAUGGCGUAUUUUAUCGUUUCCAAUUCAUGACAGACAUCCGGUUGUUGUACAUUUGGCAGUUCAUCUUGAAAACGGGCAACGUGUUUACUACACUGCUGCAAAUGCCGAACAAAGAGUAGUAGAGGAGACACCAGUAACUACACUGACAGCUUAUUUCCAGUUAUGUGAAACUGAUGAAUUUUCCAGGACUUUGCUAUAUUCGGAAGUGCCUCACUAUUUCACAUGGAAUGCAUCAACAAAAAAAUUUCAACGUCGCAAACAAGGCACACCUGUUGAUAGUUAUCCAGGUAUUUUUCGAACAGAUGCUUUGGGACGCAUUUAUACAGUUAGUCCAGCUAAUGUUGAAUGUUUUUACUUGCGACUUUUGUUGGUGAACGUACAUGGUCCUCAAUCAUUCCAACAUUUACGAACUGUUAAUGGUCAAUUGUGCGCAACAUACCGUGAAGCAUGUCAACACUUGCAUUUGCUGGAAGAUGAUACGCAUUGGGAUGCUACGCUUCGUGAUGCAUCAAUUGUUUCUCCACCAAUUCAAAUUCGUAUGUUAUUUGCGAUCAUAAUAUCAACAUGUUUUCCAUCAAAUCCACUGGAAUUGUGGAAUAAAUACAAAGAUUUUAUGGCUGAAGACAUUUUGAUUCGACUUCGACAUCGUUCCAAUGAUCCUGCAUUGCUGCUGACAUUGGAAAUGUAUAAUGAAGCCUUGAUAAUGAUCGAAGAUUUGUGCCUUACGAUUGCAAAUAAGGCAUUAGGGCAAUUAGGAUUGACUCCACCAAAUCGUCCAAUGCAUGAUUUAUUUGAACGAGAAUUGCAACGCGAACUGCAAUUCGAUCGUAAUGAAUUGCGUGCGUUCGUACAAACGUAUACUCCACAAUUAAAUGAUCAACAAAAAUAUGUAUAUGACACAGUGAUGCAAGCUGUCAAUGACAACACUGGUGGAUUGUAUUUUUUGGAUGCACCUGGCGGCACUGGAAAAACAUUUUUGAUUUCAUUAAUACUGGCAGUUCCUAUCGUGAAUUCAAUGAGUGCGGUCAUAGACAAAACUCAGUGA
This is a messenger RNA of Bactrocera dorsalis (oriental fruit fly), 1398 nucleotides long. RefSeq lists its product as uncharacterized. The record is from RefSeq and is a predicted model, not a curated record. Gene Ontology annotation, molecular function: DNA helicase activity. Bases 1 to 1398 code for a protein of 465 amino acids. Gene Ontology annotation, biological process: telomere maintenance; DNA repair. Lineage: Eukaryota; Metazoa; Arthropoda; Insecta; Diptera; Tephritidae. The transcript is spliced from 2 exons.